AUGAGGAACCGUCGCUCGAGAACCGUGGAACGCUUGAGGAGGCACCGUCGCUCGAGAACCGUGGAACGCUUGAGGAGGCACCGUCGCUCGAGAACCGUGGGGGUAUCGCCGCUCGAGAUCCGUGGAACGCUUCAUGAGGAACCGUCGCUCAAGAUCCGUGGAACGCUUGAGGAGGUAUCGUCGCUCGAGAACCGUGCAACGCUUGAGGAGGAACCACCGUUCGAGAACAGUGGAACGCCGGAAGAGGUACCGUCGCUCGAGAAACAUGGAACACCGGAAGAGGUAUCACCAGUCGAGAGCGGUGGAACGCUUGAGGAGGAACCGUCGCUCGAGAUCCGUGGAACGCUUGAGGAGGUACCGUCGCUCGAGCACUGUGGAACGCCGGAAGAGGUAACGCCGUGCGAGAGCAGCCUGUCUGGAAUCCCGUCGAUGAUCCGCAAGUGCAGGGUGGGCACGUUGCGGCACGCCCGACACACGUCUAGAGACGCCAGCUGA
Molecule: messenger RNA, 495 nt
Organism: Ectocarpus siliculosus
Lineage: Eukaryota; Phaeophyceae; Ectocarpales; Ectocarpaceae
Source: the annotation of a GenBank genome assembly